Molecule: messenger RNA, 1831 nt
Organism: Folsomia candida
Lineage: Eukaryota; Metazoa; Arthropoda; Collembola; Entomobryomorpha; Isotomidae
Exons: 5
Coding region: 129-1397 (422 amino acids)
Source: RefSeq, a predicted model, not a curated record
AAACAAAUAAAUACGUCAUCUAUUUAGUUCCGUAUUUAGAUAAUAUAAACGAUUUAAAAAAUAUUUAGAGAGUUAAUCAUAAAUUCAAAUUAAUUUAAAUAUUCGACCUCCCUGUACUUAACGUGAUCAUGUUAACCGAGGAGGAAACGCAGGGACACAACCAGACAGCCGCUCCCUACUCCGGACGUGUUCUUAUUCCUGACGUUAUUCGUCCCCUCUGCCAAUUUCUGUCCGUCAAAGACAUCAAGGAGUGCCGAUUGGUCUCCAAAUCCUGGAAUUAUGCUGCCACCCCUGUCCUAGAAGCCAGGACAGGAACCAUGAUCGACCUGUAUCGUCAACAUUAUCCGGAAAAUUACCCACGAAAUGACAAUGUCGAAGAAAAAGUGAAUUUCCGCCCAGCAAAAAUUUGUAUAUUGAUUGGACCUCAUCUUGACGACGCUCUGCCACCCAUGGAUCGCAAAAUCUUUUCUAGCCUAACAAACCUAAAAGAAAUUUACGUAAAUUUUAUCACUCAACCCCACUCACCAUGGCAGAUGGACUUGUGCGACAAAAUUAUCCUCACAUCGUCCCCCACCCUGGUACAUUUAAGAUUUAUUUAUGAACGCGACCUUCAUUUCCCUUCCCUUGGUGGCACCGUUUUCCCAAAAUUGAAAGAACUAGCGACUUAUCAUAGAUGCCUGGGGGAGCCAACUUCUGAUAAGGCUGUGGAAGAAAUUGGUCACGCUAUUACUACGGGAUCGUUCCCAGGGUUGGAGUAUCUCGAAAUUGACGCUAGCUACUUGUGUGAAAUGUCAAGGAUGGAAAUGUUGCAAAAGUUUCCGAAAUCGCUGAAUUCCUUAAGAUUGUACGGAGACUUGACAACCACUCGGAUAGAAUCUCUACUAAAAAUUCCACAUCCUUUAAAGAAACUUGAAUUUUAUAUGGUUUUCCUCCUUCCAAACGACGAUCGGGAAGACGAGCUGCCCACGGCGUUGUAUAACUUACUCAAGAAACAUGCCCCUACGUUGGAAAAUCUUUAUGUCGACUUGUGGAUUCUGAGGGGUCAAUAUGUCUGGAAAUUCCCGGCGUUUCCGGUCAUGAAGAGUUUUGAAAUCUAUCACACCGCAAAACUGGGAAAAUUUGAGUUUGAAAGUAGCCCCGGCAACUUUGAACGGAUUGGAGGGAGCGUGUGUUUUCCCGUUUUGGAAGAUUUGUGUGUUUUCACGGAAUCAAGCAAUGUUUCCGAUCUGGAUGAAUUUCUUCCGAACGGAUGUCAGGUGGUGGACUGGGUGAGGAAAGUUGUGUGUCUUGUCCACACUUGGGACCACCCGGAAACAAGGAGUCGAAAAUUAACUCGGGAUAAAAUUGAGACACGACUGAUGGAGAUUUUUCCCAAUGCAAUGCGAGAGAUUCGAUAAGACCUGCAAUAAGUGAAGAAGUCUACACAUCCUAUAGUUUGUUACCAGACUGUAAAAUAAAUUCGCUAAGGACGGCACUAUAAAGCCAUCGAAAGGCGUGGCUUCAUGAUGAUUAGUUCAUUCACUUGCCGCGCUUUGUGAUAAUUUGCUUCUCAAGUCGCCCCAUGAAUUUUCGAGCCAAUCAUAAUCAAGCCACGCCUUUCGAUGGUUUUAUAGUGCCGUCCUUAGCGAAUUUGUUUUACAGUCUGUUUGUUACAUUAAUAUUAAUUAUUAUUUUCGAAAAUAUGUAAUAUAGACAUUAUGUAGAAAAUCUGCGGUAUACAAAUUAUUUAAAUAUACGAGUAUAAUUAUUUCCUAAAUAAAUGACUAUGUCAACCCUACCAUUAAUUAUAACUUAGUUAGAUUUAUGUAAAAUAGCAAGGCAUUGUAGUCGA